Molecule: messenger RNA, 1554 nt
Organism: Zygotorulaspora mrakii
Lineage: Eukaryota; Fungi; Ascomycota; Saccharomycetes; Saccharomycetales; Saccharomycetaceae
Gene: ATG32
Product: mitophagy protein ATG32
Exons: 1
Coding region: 1-1554 (517 amino acids)
Source: RefSeq, a predicted model, not a curated record
AUGUCGAUUCAAGAGGGAAAUAGACAGCGGAGUAUGCCCGCCACCGGACCGGGUGCAAGGUAUCGUCAGGGUAUCAUAGGCGCCGCUCUGGGUUCUGAUGGCACGCUUACAAAUGAAAGUGUUGGCGGACAAUCAAGGCAGUCAGCGCAAUAUGGAAAGAAAAGCUUUCUGGAUCCGCAUCUAUCUGUUCUCGAACUAUUAGACAGAGCUUGUGAGCUGCCAUCAGCAGGAGAAGAGGGAAGCUUUUCAAGGAACAUAGGACCUCCGCAAAGCGUCAAUAUGGAAAAAAGUACCAAUAGUAUAUCAGAAUCGUGGCAAGCCAUCCAACGGGGCGAUAAUUACAUAUCGGUAGUGCCAGAGAGAUGUCCUUCUCAAUCUACAGCAGCAGGAAUUUUGUCGUCCAGCGAUACGUCCGAGGAAGAGAUGGAAGCCGCAAUUUCACCUAGUAUUGAAGAGGUUCAGCAGAGCCAUCAGCAGCAACAGCAGUUGCGCUCUCUGAGUGAGUUCGGAUCGAUCCCACUGAAUGUUCCACUUUUCAUGCCAGAAGCUGAACUUGCAUACGCACGACAAGAUGACAGGGAUGACGAGACUAUAACUAAGAGCCUCACAUCGUCUUCCAAUUCUUUUGUUAUGCCAAAGCUAUCUUUAUCUCAAAAGUCUCAAAAGUUUCGAAUUCUCAUACUGGGUAGGCCUGGUUUAAAGUUUUAUCAGGGGAUACCAAAAAGAUAUCAAGGUUUAUUUGAAGUAUCCCGUUUCCAGAAUACUUCAGAUUUCAAGCAGUUUACCGGUGUCUUAGUCGUCUUUCAAGAAUUAAAAGAGAUGAUAUCUUUAUUAAGCAGAAUUUGUCAUAGUUCACCUGUUCGGCCGAUAAUUCCAAUAUGUCAGACUGGUCAGCGCCAACAAGUCAAAAACGUUUUAAAUUCAAUGUCCAAGAGCAAGCUAAUAUCACUGUUGUAUCCACCAGUUGUUGCAUCAAAUCACUCUGAUCUUAAUAAGAUGUACAAAUUUCUACAUGACUUGUCGAAAUCCCUAUCGGACAAUUCAGAAAAUGAAUACGAUGAGUCUGAUAUCCAAGAACAGGAAGCCAAAAAAUCGUUCAGUCGCAAGAGAAAAAAAUUGUCAUCAACCGGAAAGCAUAAUAAGGACGGUAAAGAUAUUGGCAAAGGUGAAAAAAUGAAUAGAUGGGUUGUAUGGGGUAUAUCACUUACUGUUGGUGUUGGCAUAGGAUAUUUCAUGUCUUACUUUGUUUCGUCUGCUUGGAUAUCCGUUACCACAAAGUCACUUAGUCAUAUGGAACAUUGUGUGGACGGGAAGAAUUUUGUAGUAUUUGAAGAUGCCUCACUCGAACUAAGCGAUCACCACUCAGAUACUGAUUACUCCUUUUCUCAUGUUUUAGGAAUCUUUAAAGAGACUGUUAAACAAUGGAAUGGAGCCUUUAAACAGUUUCUCAACAAGCAGAUAUCGAUCGUCGAGGAGUUGACUCAUUUCAACCGAGAUGAUUGGAACGAAGAAAACGCUAACAGAGUCUUAGCGCUAGGUUAUAUUUUGCUCUGA